Messenger RNA from Sphaerulina musiva SO2202, 1288 nucleotides. Its product is annotated as Zinc/iron permease. NCBI's taxonomy places the organism in Eukaryota, Fungi, Ascomycota, Dothideomycetes, Mycosphaerellales, Mycosphaerellaceae. The record is from RefSeq and is a predicted model, not a curated record. Gene Ontology annotation, molecular function: zinc ion transmembrane transporter activity. Bases 106 to 1278 code for a protein of 390 amino acids. Gene Ontology annotation, biological process: zinc ion transmembrane transport. Gene Ontology annotation, cellular component: plasma membrane. The transcript is spliced from 2 exons.
AUAGCACUCGUUUGUGAGAAGAACUUUGAUACCGAAUAUCAAGAAGAGAGCAGCCGCAUCCUUGCGUGAACCAGCCGAUAGAAGACACCACCAGUACCCCCGACAAUGUCGACCACCUGCAGAUCAGGCUCUCGCAAAGAGGACUACAAUCUCUCUCUCAGCAUUGGGGCACUGUUCAUUAUCCUCGCAGUCUCUGCCAGCGCGUGUGCGUUACCCAUUAUCGCAUUGAAGGUUCCCCAACUUCGCAUUCCGGCGAAAGCGCAUUUUGGCUUUAGACAUUUCGGAACGGGAGUUCUCAUCGCCACGGCGUUUGUGCACCUGAUUCCGACGGCGUUUGUAUCGUUGACAGAUCCGUGUCUGCCGCCGUUUUUCAAUCAGCAGUAUCCGGCUCUGGCCGGUGCGAUUGCCUUGGCUGCGAUCUUUAUGAUUACGAUUGCGGAGAUGAUAUUCAGCCCCGGGCGGUCUCUGUGUUCUGGUAUAUCUCCAGAUGAAGAAGUUGUCGUGGGUCCUACGAAAGAUGUCAGAUCGGUCUUCACCGGAACCCCCCCGGGGUUGUCGGAGGAGAUUACGCCAGCUCAAACCACUCCCCAAUUUGGACGCACUCGAUCGGGACGAUCCCAAAGCAUCAUGAAGACCGUAGAGCGGAGCGCAAGUCUCCCAUACAUCGACACCUGGCAGCUCACAGGGAAGCCUACCCACACGCACGUCAACACCCCCGCUCUUAACAACAACGACAGCCUCAGCCCCAUGGAAUCCGAAAAAUCGUCCUCGGAACAACAACAACAGCGCAAAAAGCUCCUCGUACAAUGCCUCCUCCUCGAAUGCGGCAUCCUCUUCCACAGCAUCUUCAUCGGCCUCGCUCUCGCCGUCUCGGUCGGCAGCGAACAAGUCAUCCUCCUCAUCGCCAUCGCCUUCCACCAAGUCUUCGAAGGCCUGGCCUUGGGCUCUCGCAUUGCAGCCAUCACGUGGAAACCCCACGCCAUCCAACCCUGGCUCAUGGCACUCGCAUACGGCUGCACGACACCACUGGGCCAAGCCAUUGGAAUCGCGACGAGAAAUUUAUAUGAUCCGAAUUCGGCGACGGGGUUGGUGGUCGUGGGCACGUUUAAUGCUUUUUCGUCAGGUCUAUUGGCAUAUACGAGUUUGGUGGAUUUGCUUUCAGAGGACUUUUUGAGUGAUCAUUCGUGGAAGACGUUGAGAGGGAAUAAACGGGUAGUGGCGAUGGGGUUGGUGUUUUUUGGGGCGUUUUGUAUGAGUCUUAUUGGAGCCUGGGCGUGAAAUAUUCUCC